AUGGGCACCCGCGAACCGCCCGACAACGUGGCGGUGGGCCCGGCGGCGUCCGUUGUGGAAUCCGGUGGCUCGGGGGGCGCGUUCGCGUCGGAGCUGAAGGUAGACGGCGGCAAGGCGACGGUGACGCGCGAGGUCGAUUCGGGCCUCGAGACGCUGAGCAUGCCCGCGCAUCAGCCGCUGGAAUGCGCCGUGCCCCCGGCCGCACAUGGCCGCUGCAUCCGCACGAACGCACAACUGCACGCGGCCGUUGUAUCUCCACCGCCCUCUGUCCCCGUGCUUUCAACUUGCAGGCCCCUUCCUGCGGUGGUGACGGCGGAUUUGCGGCUGAACGAGCCACGGUACGCGACGCUGCCCAACAUCAUGAAGGCCAAGAAGAAGAAGAUCGACAAGAUGACGCCCGCGGACCUCGGCGUCGAGAUCAAGAAGCACCUGACCACGGUCAAUGUUGAGGAGCCACCC
Emiliania huxleyi CCMP1516 is the source of this 459-nucleotide messenger RNA. Its product is annotated as electron transfer flavo protein beta-subunit. The record is from RefSeq and is a predicted model, not a curated record. Gene Ontology annotation, cellular component: cytosol. Gene Ontology annotation, molecular function: electron transfer activity. The annotation marks the transcript as partial. The transcript is spliced from 5 exons. Lineage: Eukaryota; Haptophyta; Isochrysidales; Noelaerhabdaceae.